Messenger RNA from Pimephales promelas (fathead minnow), 3027 nucleotides. The record is from RefSeq and is a predicted model, not a curated record. Lineage: Eukaryota; Metazoa; Chordata; Actinopteri; Cypriniformes; Leuciscidae.
CUAUCUAUCUAUCUAACAACCAGCCAGAACUGGCUUGGGAACACCUUAGCAACCACUUAAGGAGUAGCCAUCUCCUAGCGACACCUUCACGCCAUAUCUCUUCAAAUGACUCUUCAAACUACCAAAGCAUUUAAAGGGCACAAGGUUUAUAUUGCAUUCAGUCUACAUGUCUUCAUAACUGUUCAAUUAGUAAAAUACAUAAGGUCUUUAAACUGUGUUAAACUUAAGAAAAAGAAAACUCUCAAAGUUUGUCUAUGUUGUUUCUAUCAGCAUUCUGCUCAGAUGUGCAGUGUGUUAUCCAAAUGCAGUAAAUUAAAUUUAACCCACAAUAAAAAAAAAUGCUGAAAAUGAACUCAAAACUAAUAGUUUGUUCACUCCCAGUCCCAAAUCAACAAUGCGUUUCCUGGUCCUUGUCUUGGCCAACUGGCUCUAAAGUCUCAAUAUCAUGUACAUUUUAAUUUCAUCAAAAUGAAUCAUCUUUUCCAUACUUCCUGUCCUACCUUUUUAAAGCCCCUCCAUCAUCCACCUCUUCAUUUGAUCAGGUUCACAGGCCUCUCUGUAAGCUGAGCUUCAUUGAGGGAGACGCGGGGUCAUCCGAUCCCCUCUCACAGCGACACACAGCUCUCCCCGAUCAGAUGUCCCCCUCUACCUCGAAGAGUCUGUGUCAGUCAGUAAUUGAGAGAGGUAAGAAGACAAGAAGUGUAUUAAAAAUGAGCAGAUCAACGGAAAGACGACGUUUCAAGCUAAUCAGACAACAUGGACUUUAUAACUCUAUUAGGUAAAUUGGUCAAAUCUAAAACCAACUGUAUAUGUGUAAGAGCUGUUAAUAUGAAAUAAGUCAUGGCUAAUCCAGAGGAAUUGGAGUCUACAGCAGGUGUAGAUGCUGGGGCUGAUGGAGAUGGAGAAUAUAUUCCCUGUAUAGAGAGCACACCAUCAGAUGUUCAGGGAGCAGCUGAUCAGACAUAUCCCGAUAAAAUCGAGGUGGUCUCUGUAACCGAGGAAGACAUUCCUGCAAUGGAUCCCUCGGCCCAGCUGAAGGUCAGUCCGCUGGACAGUUCAAGUGCCAGUCCUCCACCAGAUGACAGCACUGUCAAACCCACUUUUGAAGUCACUUCCAAAGACCCUCUAACAGAAACCUCCUCAGCCCAGCCCAGUCUUUCAAUGCCAGUUACCAAAGUCCAGCCCUUUGUUACAGAGGAGAAAACACUCCGUGGCAGCCUGCUUGCACGCAGGACGGAGAUACUGAUCGGGGCUUGUGUCCUGCUCACCCUCAUUAUUGUGCUUGGAAUUGGACUGGGCGUUGGCUUAAGCUGUGCCGGCAAGUUUCGAUGUGGUUCUUCUGGGUGUAUUAGUAUGUUGGCACAAUGCGACGGACAUUUUGACUGUGAACACGGAGAAGAUGAGCUCAGCUGCGUGCGUCUGAGUGGGAAGAGCUCUGUACUGCAGGUGCUCACUAAUGGAGUCUGGAAAACUGUCUGCGCCGAGAACUGGGACUCUAACCUUUCCCUCUCUGCUUGCAAACAGCUCGGCUAUUCGAGAUAUGUGGAGUCGAAAGCUCUUCUUCUGUCCUCUAUUGAGCAGGACUUACAAAGUAACCUGGUGUCAUUAAGUUUGAACCACACAAGUUCCCAGCAAGCUAUCAAGAUACACAACAUAACUCAUUUCAGUAAAACCCAGUGCAGUCUGGGAAAGGUAACAACACUUAAAUGCAUAGCCUGUGGUUCCAGACCUCAGCUGAAUUCUCGCAUAGUUGGCGGUAACCUGUCAGUUGCGGGCCAGUUCCCCUGGCAGGUGAGCCUACACUUUCAGAACGUGCACCUUUGUGGAGGCUCCGUCAUAUCAUCUCGCUGGAUACUGACGGCGGCACAUUGUGUGUACGAGUAUGCCUACCCUAUGCUUUGGACCGCCUAUGUGGGAUUGAUAGAACUGCCGAUGAAUGCAGCGCAGUCUCUCGCCGUAGAGAAGAUCAUUUAUCACAGUCGCUACAGACCUAAGGGCUUGGACUACGAUAUUGCUCUGAUGAAACUGGCGCAGCCCCUCGUCUUUAAUGGUUUUGUGGAGCCUAUCUGUCUGCCGAACUUUGGGGAGGAGUUUGAGGAUGGUAAAAUGUGUUGGAUCUCAGGAUGGGGCGCCAUGAUUGAUGGUGGGGAAGGGAGCGAGUCACUGCUUUCAGCAAGAGUCCCUCUUAUCUCUAACAAGGCCUGCAGUCAGCCGGAGGUUUAUCAAGGCUAUAUAUCAGCAGGCAUGAUCUGUGCAGGAUACCUGGAGGGCGGGACAGACUCCUGCCAGGGUGACAGUGGUGGUCCACUGGCUUGUGAGGAUUCCUCUAUCUGGAAAUUGGUUGGGGCCACAAGCUGGGGACAAGGCUGUGCUGAAAGCAACAAACCUGGAGUUUACACACGCAUCACACAGACCCUCAGUUGGAUACAUCUGCAGAUGGAGAGAGAAGAAAUGCUGAACCCCUCUACUAUCAGUUGGGAUUAUUAACCGCAACGAAUCCAGGCAGAGAUGUCACAGAAACACAGAACUCUGACACAUGCAUGUCAUAAGAAGGCACACUGAAAGAAAUUUUAUAUUACAUGCACUCAAAUCUGGAAAAGUUUUAUUUGGUGUAAGUAGUCUUAUACAGUACUUGCUAUUGUUUUAAGAAAUACCUGUCAAACAAUGCUCUGUUGUGUCAUGAGUAAUUACUUACACGAGUGUUUCCCGAGACAGAACAUGACAAUGUGCUUUUGUCUAAUGCAAUAAAUACGGACAAAAAGGGACAAAGGCCCCAUCCAUGCAGAAAGUAUUUUCAUAUUUGCAAAUCUUUGUAAAACUUUAAUGUUAUACUAUUGUAGUGUUUACAGUAAUUAAAUAAUUGUUCAAAAACAGUACACAAUUCACAACAUUUAAUGUAAAAUGGUGACAAAAUAUUCAGACUUGACCUUUAUUUGACUUUAAUAUGGACAUUUUAUGCCAUCUUCAUUUCCAAAGCAUAUUUCAUAAAACUGACCGAUAUGGGAAGCUUUGUACACUACGUUCGCC